AGUCCACUCCGCUCGCACCGUCGGUUUCUCUCCGGGUCCUAUUAAAAUUCCCAAUUCCUCCUCCUCUUCCUCCUCCUCCAAAACCCCGCCGAAACCCUACCCCUAAAAAAAAUUCCCACAAUGUCGUCGACCAACACCCCCAACCUCGAGUGCCGCAUGUACGAGUCCAGGUAUCCGGAGGUCGACAUGGCCGUGAUGAUCCAGGUCAAGAACAUCGCCGACAUGGGGGCCUACGUCUCCCUCCUCGAGUACAACAACAUCGAGGGCAUGAUCCUCUUCUCCGAGCUCUUCAUGGUCCUCCGCGUCGACAAGGACAAGGGCUACAUCGACCUCUCCAAGCGCCGCGUCUCCGAGGAGGACAUCCAAGGUUGCGAGGAGCGCUACAACAAGUCGAAGCUCGUCCACUCGAUCAUGCGUCACGUCGCCGAGACGAUGGUGCUGGAUCUUGAGGAUCUCUAUGUUCAUGUCGGGUGGCCGCUUUAUAGGAAGUACGGGCACGCGUUCGAGGCGUUUAAGUUGAUUGUGACGGACCCGGACUCGAUCCUUGAUGGGCUGACGAGGGAGGUGAAGGAGGUGGGGCCGGACGGGAAGGAGGAGACGAGGGAGGUGAAGGAUGCGCUGGUGAAGAAUAUUAGGAGGAGGAUGACGCCGCAGCCGCUGAAGAUUCGGGCGGAUGUUGAGAUGAAGUGCUUUCAGUUCGACGGGGUCUUGCAUAUUAAGGAGGCUAUGAAGAAAGCAGAGGCGGCUGGAAAUGAUGAUUGCCCGGUGAAGAUAAAGUUGGUUGCGCCGCCUCUUUAUGUUUUGACCACACAUACUCUUGACAAGGAACAAGGGAUAACAGUUCUUAACAAUGCUAUAAAGGCUUGCACUGAAGCCAUAGACUUCCACAAGGGGAAACUGGUAGUGAAGGAGGCAGCGAGAGCGGUGAGUGAGCGAGAUGAUAAGCUUCUUGCUGAGCACAUGCUUAAACUAUCGUCUGCAAAUAAAGAAGUUGAUGGCGAUGAAGGUUCUGAGGAGGAGGAGGAAGAUACAGGAAUGGGUGAAGUUGACCUUGACAAAUCUUCUGGUAUAACAGAGUAAACUUAUAAAAGCAAAAAGGGUUUGGAAAGUGGAUAAACUUCAACAAAUUAUGUCCUUGUUUGAGAGCAAUAGAUGUAUAGAACAGAGUAGAGUUGAGUAUUGCGUUUGUGAGCAUCUUCAACGUUUUUCUGGAUGUGGCGGCUGGGAUGUUGGCUUCUUUCCCCAAUUUGUCUGGAGAAUACUUUAAUCUUUGAUUACAAUUUUGUAUUUUGUAUUUUUUGGUUAAACUCUGUUUGACUAUUAUGAUAAUGUUAUUGCGGUGACUUUUAUGGUAGCAGGAAGUCCAUUUGCUUUA
Molecule: messenger RNA, 1375 nt
Organism: Asparagus officinalis (garden asparagus)
Lineage: Eukaryota; Viridiplantae; Streptophyta; Magnoliopsida; Asparagales; Asparagaceae
Product: eukaryotic translation initiation factor 2 subunit alpha homolog
Cellular component (GO): eukaryotic translation initiation factor 2B complex; multi-eIF complex; eukaryotic 48S preinitiation complex
Molecular function (GO): ribosome binding; translation initiation factor activity; RNA binding
Source: RefSeq, a predicted model, not a curated record